Messenger RNA from Schizosaccharomyces octosporus yFS286, 1724 nucleotides. Its product is annotated as SMN family protein Smn1. The transcript has 2 exons. The record is from RefSeq and is a predicted model, not a curated record. Bases 870 to 1319 code for a protein of 149 amino acids. Lineage: Eukaryota; Fungi; Ascomycota; Schizosaccharomycetes; Schizosaccharomycetales; Schizosaccharomycetaceae.
AGGUGUAGUAUAAUGUACAGGCAAAAUGCCUUUAUAUAGGUUAAAGGGUUUGAUAUGUUUUAUUUUAUUUUUAUUUUUUAAUCAGAAAAAGAAGAGUCCUCUCGAAUUAUGGUUCCAAGAAGAGAACAAUAUGUUCUUUCUACCAAACUAUGCUCACAAAUAUUCGUUUAGUGAAACAAUUGAGUAAAUACAUUUCUAUAUGUAACAUUAAACCCUUGUUCCCACAAAAUGUUCGUUUUAUGCGCGCACAGUCAAUAUAGAAGAACACAAUUUUUUCUCUCUAGAAAGAAAAAGUUGUUCUACACUGAUUACGAAAGAAUGGAAGGAUAAUUAUAGAAAAGUAAUUUUAAUGAAAGAGCAACCAACGUAACCAUGAACAAAGCUUUCUUUCCCUUACAAUAUCAUGGUCGGUAGCAAAAACAACGAAGAAGAACAGCUUUUUCCUAAUCUUCGUCUUUUAAAAAUAAUAAUAAAAAAAAAAUAAGUUAAGUAAAAUUCCCAGUGUGUCUCUACGUUACUCAAUAUACAUACAAUUCUUUUCUUCCCAUCAUCCGGAAGGCUUCUUUUGUGUGCGUAGGAAAACGUAGCAUCUUCUCGCAAAAGAGCAGUUAAAGAAUAUGCAAGGACAGCAAACAAGAAUCGCAACGAACUGUCUUCGUCAGGGCUGAUUGAGGACCGACUUUGUAUUGCUGUUUGAAACAGAUUUGUUGUAACAAAACUGGGAUGAUUUAGUAAGUUUCGACAAACACUUUGGAACUUACGGGAAAUUAUUACGUGGUUGUUUUGGAAAGAAAGCUGGAGGUGUUUUUCAUUAAAAUAUCUAUAUCUAUAUAUAAUCAUAAUAAAUAAUCUAGAAAGGUUCAGAAACAAUGAAUUCAGAAAAGGAGGUUUGGGAUGACUCGGAACUUCGAAUCGCUUACGAAACAGCUUUGGCAGAAUACAAAAAGUAUCACAGUCUCGAAGCAGAAAAGUCCCAAACUCAGGUCCAGCCUCGAGAUGAAACACUAGAAAAGCAGGAAACAACAUUUGUGGAUCACAAAGAUGAGGAUACUUCUCGGGCGGAAUCCAAUACAGAUGUCGCAGAGGAGGGGCAAAUAGUUAAAGAUGAAAAAGACCAUAGUCCCCAAGAAGCUGAAAACGGUGUUUUCAACACUUCCAUUCCACCAUCUGCAAACACUGAACAAUUACCAACUAUCCCCCCUCCACCCCCUAUUCAAGGUUUAACAUAUGAUGAAACUUACCGGAGGUUAUUGAUGAGUUGGUACUACGCUGGCUAUUAUGCGGGCCUUGCUCAGGGCAUGCACCAAAGUCAAUCAUAAACUAGCAAUACCACCUUUGGAAUUGAAUACCAAUUUCCUUAAAGUAUUAUGUAAUGGUUCAAUACUCUUUCUUAGAAUCUCUGUUCUCCAAUUCUCCCUACCAACAUAGUAACUCUAACAUUAGCAAUUUGUGUUGUUUACAUUUGGAAAAGUUUCACGUUACUUCUACUUUUAUUUGAGUCAUGCUUUUUUAUCUAGUUGUACUUUGUUCAACUAUAAUAAACUAUCUUUAUAUAAUGAAGAAACUCUGUUCUACCUAGUUACUUACUGAAAUCUUUUCCAUUUUACAUGAAGGAAAAAAAUCUAACUUUGUUUAUUUGCAUACUCUAAGGCAAUAUAUUGUAACAAUCGCUACAUAGUACAACGAAGAAUAGAGAUCUCCCGUAUUCUCGUCUAGGAAUCCCA